ACACAUUCACACGCGCGCGCACUCACACACAAGCACACAUACAUGCGCGCGCAGACACACAAGUACAACCACAGUGGCGGCGAGCGUGAUGUCGUCGAUGUCGAUUCCGUCCUCAGUGUUCGUAGGUGUCGGUCGUGUAUCCGCCUCGUACAUGUUUCUAAGAUAAAAGUAGUGCAAAUGGUUUUGUUCUGAUUUGCUUAUAUUUUUCUACUCUGACAGAAGUAAGUAAGAAAUACGUUUGUGCCUGUUUUUUAAUUUUCUUCAGUGACGGAAUACCCACACGCGAUGAUCGACAAUCACGUCCACAGGGUUAUUGUCGUGGUGUUUUUCGGCAGUGAAUAAAAGAGACUUCGCAAACGGGAUAAAUAAUAAUAUUUUUAUACUCUAUUAUUAUUGAACGUGUGCUGCGUGUGUUAGUGUUUUUGAGUUCGAUUGUAUAAGAGACCGUUAGUGUGUGUGUGUGUGUGUGUGUGCGUGUAUUGCCGCUCACACUAUGGAAGGUAACGGGGUCGGCAAAGAUUGCAAUGCCCUCGGCGGAUUAUUCCAGCAGAUCGUCAUGGACCUGAAGAAUGGAACUCCAAUGUGGGAAGACUUCAUGGCAAAAGCCACAAAACUUCAUACAUGUCUUCGAGCAACUAUUCACGCUAUCGGAGCUUAUCUAGAUGCUUUUCAAAAAAUUGCUGAUGCUGCCACUAAUGCCAGAGGCGCUACUAAAGAAAUCGGAACUGCAUUGACCAGAAUGUGUCUUCGUCAUAGAGCUGUUGAAGCUAGAAUGAAAACAUUUUCAAGCGCAAUAAUGGACUGUUUGGUGGUUCCGCUUCAAGAGAAACUAGAAGAUUGGAAGAAGACUAUUGUCAAUCUAGACAAAGAGCAUGCUAAAGAAUAUAAAAAAGCAAGAGCUGAGUUAAAAAAACGCUCUACAGAUACACUGCGCUUACAAAAAAAAGCACGCAAAGGUGCUAAAAUGAAUGAACUGCAUAAAGCCUUGCAAGACGUUUCUGAUAGAAAAGCUGUACUGGAAGAAACAGAGAAAAGAGCUGUCCGUGAAGCAUUAAUCGAAGAACGAAGUCGAUAUUGUAUUUUUGUAACAAUUUUGAAACCAGUCCUUGAAGAAGAAGUGGCCAUGCUUAUGGAAUUAUCCCAUUUACAAGAAGUUAUGGAUAAAUUAGAAGCACACACCACUGAGCCAUACUCUUUACCUCCAGCUAGUGAACAGGUGCUGGUUGACUAUAAAGGUAGUGAAAUGUCAUGGACACAUCAAACACCUCCCAGUAGUCCCAGUUCGUUGGGUUCACGUAAAUCCAGUAUGUGUUCCAUCAAUUCAAUAAACAGCUGGUCUAGCGGCAGUACACAUUCUCCAAGCCAUCAAUACUGGAGCCGCUCAUUGCUUCAGCCAGCAUCGAAUGAGCUACGCUACAAAGGACCUUUACCUCCUAGUAGAUUAUGCAGUGCUUCAUCUCAUGAUUCAGGGUUUACAUCCCAAGACACAAUAUAUACAAAACAACAAUCAUAUUCAAAGGCCCCUAACUCAUCAGAUUCCAAUAGUAGCAGUGCUGGAAGCAGUACACCAUCUACACCAUUUGCUAGUUCUGAAGGUGGAUGUGGCACAUGGCCCAAUGCUCAGGAAACAUUACAAUUUGAACGUGCUGCGUCAGCCAUUAUGAAUGAUGCAAGACCACAUACUAUUUCAGGUGGUGCCCACCAUCUACGACCAGCUCUUAGCGCUUACACAUUUCAACCUGAUUCUUCUUCUAUUGAUAAAACUCCCGUUGUCUCACCACAAGACGAUUAUGCUCAUGUCCCUGAUGUCCCAUCCAGAGAUAUGCAUAAAAGUUAUAAACCAACCUCACUAAAAACGAUUGAAUAUAUUCAACCAACAUAUGUCAAUAUGCAUGAACUGGCUAAUAUGGCUGCCAACAAAGCUCAAGAAAGAAAUUCACUCCACAAUGAGUCUUCAUCAAUUAAUGAUGGAGAACGAAAGGAGAGCACUAGUGAAAGUUCUCUGGAGUCUUCAAGCGGCUACAGUAGUCAAACAGCAAUAUCAAAUGCCACUCCAGAUGAAGAAGUGGAAAAUUCACUUUUGAAAUAUUGUACUUUGGAUAGUCAAAAUAGUAUUACCAUCAAAGAACGUGUACGGCCUGUAUCUACAUUGGGUUAUUCCAGUCUCAGAAGUGGUACACUGUGUCGUCGUUCUUCAAUUCAAAGCAACAAGCCACCUCCACCAAUACGCCGCACACCAUCUAUCUUAAACAAUUCAGUUCAAAACCUUCCCCCUCCACCCCCAUUUUUGCUGGAUAUUGCUGCAGAACAACGUCAGCAAAGUCGUUCACAAACAUCUUUAACAUCUGAAAAAGUAUAUUCUGAACCCAUGACACAUCAACGUAAAUCAUCUGGUGGAAGUGUGGCCGAAACUGUACGUAAUCUAACUCAACUUAAUCAUACACCUGCAAGUCCUAUUUUAUUGCGCCGCACACCUAGUAAUCGAUCAACAAGUGCUGAUCGCUGUAAUAGCCAUUCAUCUGAACCAGUUACUGGGUUUAUGGCAGCUAUAGGCUCUAGACUACUACAACAGCAACCUAGAACAUCAGGCGGUUCUCCUAAAUUAACCAGACGUUGGAUUGCUCCUGCUAGACAUUCCGUUGUGGACCCAGCCACAUGUCAUGAUUCACUGAUGGAACAAAUAAGGAAAGGUAUGGUGUUAAGAAAGUCUAUUGCUGUCAAUGACAGAUCAGCACCUAAAACUAAUUAAGAGUUAAUACAUCAAGUUAAUAUUGUUUUCUCUUUGAAUAUUAAUAAUAUUUAUAAUUUUAUUUUGUAAUACUUAAUCAAUUUAAUUUAAAUA
Messenger RNA from Melanaphis sacchari, 2842 nucleotides. Its product is annotated as MTSS1-like protein. The transcript is spliced from 14 exons. The record is from RefSeq and is a predicted model, not a curated record. Lineage: Eukaryota; Metazoa; Arthropoda; Insecta; Hemiptera; Aphididae. The coding region runs from base 494 to 2749 and encodes 751 amino acids. Gene Ontology annotation, biological process: plasma membrane organization; cell projection assembly. Gene Ontology annotation, cellular component: cytoplasmic side of plasma membrane; actin cytoskeleton. Gene Ontology annotation, molecular function: actin binding; phospholipid binding.